Molecule: messenger RNA, 3774 nt
Organism: Fonsecaea erecta
Lineage: Eukaryota; Fungi; Ascomycota; Eurotiomycetes; Chaetothyriales; Herpotrichiellaceae
Exons: 1
Coding region: 1-3774 (1257 amino acids)
Cellular component (GO): nucleus; cytoplasm
Molecular function (GO): protein binding
Source: RefSeq, a predicted model, not a curated record
AUGCGCCUCCUCGAAAUUGGCCCUGGUGGAAAGCUAAGCUUUACUGAUGACCUGACCACAAACAUUCCACCUUACGCAAUCCUCUCACACACUUGGGGCUCGGAUAAGGAGGAGGUGACUUUCCGGGAUUUAAUAGAGGAAAAGGGCAAGGACAAGGAGGGUUACUCUAAGAUCCGGUUCUGCGCGGAUCGAGCAGGAAAGGAUGGCCUGCAACAUUUCUGGAUCGACACAUGCUGUAUUGAUAAGAAGAACCUCGUUGAACUUUCGGAAGCUAUCGUGUCGAUGUUUCAAUGGUACGCUGACGCACAAAGGUGCUACGUGUUCCUGUCCGACGUGUCAGCUUAUAAACGCGACGACACAAGGGAUAAUCAGAUCUGGGAAUGCGAUUUCCGGAAAAGCAGGUGGUUUACACGGGGCUGGACCCUGCAAGAGCUUCUUGCUCCUAGCAAAGUCGACUUCUAUUCCCGGGAAGGCGUGCGACUAGGCGAUAAGAGCACACUUGGGCAGGUCAUCUCCGAGAUAACAGGAAUACCUGAAACUGCUCUUGACGGGAGGCAGACCCUGAAAGAUUUUACUCACGCAGAGAGGCUGCGAUGGGCUUCCCAUCGCGAGACUAAAAAGACAGAAGAUGGGGCAUACUGUCUCCUGGGGAUUUUCGAUGUGUCCAUGCCUGUUAUUUACGGUGAAGGAAACAGAGCCCUUGACCGGUUGAAAGAUGAAAUCGCCAAAGCCUGUAGGAGGCAAUUGGAGGACAUUGGGCAAGAUUCAGUUCCCUCGAACUCCGGAAACUUUGUUGUCCGCAGGCAGGGGCCACCCGCGAACCCUACGGAGGAAAGAAAACUGCUUAAGCGUCGAGAGAUGGUGCUGGCUUCUCUGCGCUUUAAGCAAAUGGACUCGCGGCGGUCUACGAUCGACAAAGCCUACUCCACAACCUGCCAAUGGCUGUUGGAACACCCUGCAUACCUGGAAUGGAAUGAUCCACGGCAAAUGCACCAACACCAUGGAUUCUUUUGGAUCAAAGGGAUCCCUGGCGCUGGGAAAUCGACGCUGAUGAAGUUCGCCCUGGCAUAUGCCGACCAAAAAAGUUCUGCGAACGAGAUUGUCCUCUCGUUCUUCUUUAAUGCAAGGGGGGAAAUGAUGGAAUAUUCGACGAUUGGCAUGUACCGAGCUCUACUCUUUCAGCUCCUAACCAAAAUGACGGACCUGCAGGACCUUCUGGACGGUUUAGAUGGUUCGGAAAACCAAAGCCAAUCACCGGUGUGGACCAUAGAAAGGCUAUGCGAGCUGCUGUCCGCAGCUAUCUCAAGACUUGGGCGCCGACAAGUGAAGUGCUUCAUUGACGCACUCGAUGAGUGUGAUGAGCAGCAGAUUCAAGAAAUGAUUGACUUUUUUGAAGAACUAGGAGAAACUGCGCUCGAGCACGGGUCCCAACUCUUCAUUUGCUUUGCCAGUCGCCAUUAUCCAACCGUCAUCAUUCCGUAUGGUCGGCAGCUGACACUAGAAAACGAAGGUGGUCAUACUAGGGACUUGAGCAGAUACAUCGACAGUCAUCUCCGAGCCGGAAAGGGGAGAAUGAUUGAGGAAGUCAGAACAGAGAUACGAAAAAAAGCGAAUGGUGUUUUCCUGUGGGUAGUUUUGGUCGUUCCCAUUCUGAACCAAGAGUUCAAGCGUGGCCGCAUCUUUGCGGUCAAGAAAAAGCUCCACGAGAUACCUGCCAAGCUCAGUGACCUCUUCAAAGAUAUCCUUAGGAAGGAUGAUGCUAACAUGGACGAUUUGUUGCUCUGCCUCCAAUGGAUUCUGUUUGCAAAAGAGCCGCUGCAAGUGAGAGAAUUUUACUUUGCGAUGCUGGCUGGUCUGCAUCCCGAAUCUGAGUACAUGACGGUCUGGAACUCUCAGAUGAUCGAGGUGGACGACAUGAACCGCUUCGUUCUCAAUUCCUCCAAGGGACUUGCUCAACUUACCAGGUCGGAGCCGCCGACGGUGCAAUUCAUUCACGAAUCAGUCCGAGAUUUCCUCCUCAAGGAUAACGGUCUGUUUGAGCUGUGGCCGGAUCUUGACGAUAGCAAAGACUUUGAGGGGCAAAGCCAUCAGCGGUUAAAGAGUUGCUGUCUGAACUAUAGCAACAUCACCCCUGCCAGCCUGCUUAGCUUUAUGAACUCAAGUGCGAAGAAGAUGCCAAACGAAGAAGCUGAACGCCUCCACCGAUAUGCGGACCAAAACCUUCCGUUUCUGCGAUAUGCCGUACAAGAAGUCUUAUGGCACGCCGACAAAGCGCAAGCCAACGGGGUCGACCAGAGUGAUUUCAUUGACACGUUCCAGCUUGCCAAAUGGGUAUGGCUUGACAACCUAUUCACACAUCGAGACCACCGACACAAUUUGACUGUGACCUUGCUAUACAUCUUGGCAGAGAAAAACUUGUCCAACCUUAUCAGAAUUCAUCCGUCCAACCUGUCAGGCUUCGAUGUGGAAGACGAACGCUACGGUCUACCAGUUUUCGCCGCUCUUGCUACUGGAAGCGAUCAAGCGGUGCGUGCAUUGUUGAAAGCUCAGGCAGAUGAACGGCCCACAACGUCUCCGAUUCCUAACCUGUACGAACAAUGUUAUUGUCAUGGAAACAGACCAACCAAUUUUCCACGUGACUUCACUUUUUCAAAACGGAACGGCCCGCUCAAUGCCGUGGGAAAACAUGGCGACGAUAAUUUUCUUGCAUUUUUGUGUGCUUUGAGCAAGUUCAACAUCGAACAGGCGGGCGAAGAUCGCCGGACACCGUUGUCAUGGGCCGCGGGGCGGGGCCACUCGGCAACAGUGAAAAUUCUACUCGAGAAAGGCGCUAAUCUAGAGUGUAAGGACAAACAUAAUGAGACACCAUUAUCGUGGGCGGCUAAACGCGGGCAUAAAGAGAUGCUCCGGCUAUUACUUAAGAAAGGCGCCGAGCGAGACUCCAAGGAUAAUAGUGGUCGGACACCACUAUCGCGGGCGGCCGAACACGGGCAUAAAGAGGUGGUUCAGAUAUUACUCGAGAACGGCGCCGAGCGAGACUUCAAGGAUAAUAGUGGUGGGACACCACUAUCGUGGGCGGCUGAACGCGGGAAUAAAGAGGUGGUUCAGCUUUUACUUGAGAAAGGCGCCAAUCCAGAUUCCAAGGACAAUGGUGGUCAGACACCGCUAUUAUGGGCGACUGUACGCGGGCAUAAAGAGGUGGUUCAGCUGUUACUUGAGAAAGGCGCCGAUCGAGACUCCAAGGAUAAUAGUGGUCGAACACCACUAUUAUGGGCGACUGUACGCGGGUAUAAAGAGAUAGUUCAACUAUUACUUGAGAACGGCGCCGAUCCAGAUUUCAAUGAUAAUAGUGGUCGAACACCACUAUUAUGGGCGACUAUACGCGGGUAUGAAGAAAUGAUUCAGCUAUUACUUGAGAAAGGCGCCGAUCCAGAUUCCAAGGAUAAUAGUGGUCGAACACCACUAUUAUGGGCGACUAUACGCGGGUAUAGAGAGAUAGUUCAGCUAUUACUUGAGAAAGGCGCCGAACGAGACUCUAAGGAUAAUCGUGGUUGGACACCACUCUCGUGGGCGGCUGAAUACGGACGCGACGAGGUGGUCAAGCUACUCUCUUCUCAUCAGAAAGAGGUUCAGAAUCACGGGGGGAUCACCCAGAAGGACCCAGAAUCCUGUGAUAUACAAUACAAACCGGACACCUUGAACUCCGGGCAGCGCUGGAGCGGGAUGGGGAUCAUCACAUCACCGACAGAAAACACUGGACAGAACUUCUUUUAA